AUGUCCGAUAGCGGUUCGGAUUCAAAAGAUGAUGGACUUCAUCAUCAAAUGAUCGAAGACCAAGAUGAAAUGGUCAACAGAAUGCUUCUGCCAUCACAUCCAAAUUUCGAUAGAAGGGAACACACAUCUGAAGAAUUUAUAGAGCUUCUACUUUCCGAGAUUAACGACUUAAAGAUAGCUUUGAAGUCUAAAGAUAUCAUGAUUACAAACUUCCAAGCUCAAUUGGAGCAUUUUAAUGUUGAUUCAACAGGUGUCCUAAUCGCCAAUACCCACAGCCAUCUGAGGACUCCUGAUGAGGAUGUCCCCCAACGCUCUGCGCGAAGAAAGCUUAGCCAAAAAGGUCCCGAAGAAGCAGUGAGCAGUGCUGAAUCAGAUUCUAGAAGAGAGAGUAUUGCUUCGAUUACAUCGAAUGGGCCAAUCGCGGCCAUCGAUGGAAUGCCACUUUCUAGCAAUUUCAGAUCUGAGCUUUCUGCUGCCCUUGGAAUCACAACUUCAAAUGAACUAUCUCCACAAACUUCACGACAUGACUUGAAUGUACCGGGACUUGAUGAAACUCCUCGAAUAUUGAACUCUGAUGAUGUUGUAGAUUUGACAGUGUUAAAUACAAAUAUUCAGGGUGUUGAAUUCGAUCAAAAUGCGUCAAACAAAGAUGUUGAAGGGACAGCGAACGAAUUGGUUUCCUCUCGGAAGGCAAGUAACCCUUCAGUGAAUUCUUACAAAUCCAGGAUUAAACUACCCCCAACACUCAAACAACCAGAUUUGACAUGCAACGCUCCUUCUACACCAUUGAUCAACCAGGAAAGCCACCCUAUGAAUAAUCAGAUUUCUUUCAAGAAUAAAGCAGACCUUGCGGCUGAGGCAGCUAAGAACCAAGAACCAAGACUUCCACUUACUCCAGAUGGACUCUCAAGCAAUGGAAAAUUCUUUGCGCGGACCGAAGCUUCUGGUCAAUUGUCGGAGGAUUCUCACAGCUAUUUUGGUUCUCCAUUUACCAACUCACCUCCUAAUUCAAGCAUGACUCCCACAACUAACUCGAAUAUGGAAAUUUCUAAAACGCCAAACACACAUACAUUUGCAUCCACAGAUUCAUUUCAUAGCUACCAGAGACCAUCUUCUCAAACUCCCGGCUCAAGUUUCCACGUCCUCUCCACUCCUAAGCUUGAGGAUGAAAGUGUAGAGCUUUUUAUCAAGCCAGAAGAGUUUCAAUCUAUCAGAAUUCAUGUCGUGAGUACUAUUUCUGCUAACACAAAGAAGGCAGAUGAUCCUAAUUGCACAUUAUCAAUCAAUGAUAAGGAAACAAGCAAAGAAAUGUGGAGAAUUAGAAAAACAUUGAGUCAAUUGGUAGCAUUUGACGCUGAAAUACGACCAGUGGUCGAGUUUUUUGGCUUACCACCGUUGCCAGAAAAGUCAUUAUUCAGCUCUACUACUCCACUGAAGGUAGAUUCUAGGCGAAUUUCUCUUCAGAACUACUUUAAUACGUUAUUUGUGAUGCCACACGUUCCACGACUGGUCUUGUUUCGAAUUUGUCGGUUUCUAUCUCUCGACUUUGUAAAUCUUCUUGACGAUUUCAGAACUGGGGCGAAAAAGGAAGGCUUCCUUAUACGUCGAUAUAAAGGCUUGGGUCUCGGUACGGCUUGGAAAGUUCGAUGGUGUCAAGUCGAUGGGCCAGAACUAGAGAUAUAUGACUCACCUGGUGGAAAUUUAUUGGAACUGAUAAAGCUUAUUGGUUCACAAAUUGGACGCCAGUCUUCGGAUACCGUCGCAGAACAACGAGGGUAUCGGCACGCUUUCCUUAUAUUGGAGAAUGCUAAAAUAUCCAAACUUUCCGCCUCGUCUUCCAAACAUUUCUUUUGUUCUGAGUCUGACAGCGAAAGAGAUGAAUGGGUUGCCGCUAUGGUUGAGUACACUGAGAAUGACCCACUUGCUAGUAAUGACGACCAGAAUUCUUUACAAGAAUUGGAUAGUCCACAUGUCAUGUUAAAUGAAGACUUUGAUCAAUCAAAUCGAUACUUAUCGGGCACAAGUUCGAACUAUGCACAUCUGUCGUUUGAGGCAGACUCAAGUUUUGUGACGAUUCUCGAUGAGUCACAAAGGGAAGCUAAGAGAGCAACGAGAAAGAAGAGUCGCUUUCCAUUCAGAAACAGGGUUUCCACGCACAGUGAAACUCAUGUCAAUCAACAAGAAAAUCAGAUUGUGUCAAGUCCUCAACGUAGUGAACUUCCAAUGCAAACAUAUUUGGAUCAAAUGAAGCUCUCUGAUGAACCAGCUCGUGUGAUUUUUGGCAGAGAUAUCGAGGAGGCCUUCCGACUCUCCAACCAUUCCUAUAAUGGUAGACAAGUCCCAAGUAUCUGUUAUAGAUGUCUUGACUUUUUGAGCAAAACAGGUGCCGUCUAUGAAGAAGGAAUCUUUCGCUUGAGUGGCUCCGCUUCCAGUAUAAGGCAGUUAAAAGAGAAUUUCAAUUCUGUUCACGAUGUUGAUUUAUUUGAGUCUCCAUUGAGACCCGAUAUGCAUACUGUUGCAGGACUACUAAAAACUUACUUGAGGGAGUUGCCUAACCCAGUGUUUGGUAGGAAAGCUUAUUCUGAACUUCAAAGCUUGGUUUCUCAAACUGGGGGUAGUCCAAAUUCUUCGACGGUGUAUAUGAUGAGGGACUUUUUGAGAGAUUCUGGUUUGGUGAGUAAGGUCAAUUUUGACUUCUGCGUAACGAUAUUUGGAUAUUUGAGGUCCGUUAUAACCAAGAGCUCCACAAAUAAAAUGAGCUUAAGAAAUGUUUGCAUCGUUUUUGUUCCUACUUUGAACAUUUCAAUUGACAUAUUAAGUGUUUGUUUAACAGAUUUUGACUGCAUUUUUGGUAAUGGAGACCCUAUUCCCGAUGAGAAGAGGCUAGUGCUUGAUUUGCAAAUACCAACCUUUUAA
This is a messenger RNA of Sungouiella intermedia, 2916 nucleotides long. Lineage: Eukaryota; Fungi; Ascomycota; Pichiomycetes; Serinales; Metschnikowiaceae. The record is from the annotation of a GenBank genome assembly.